AAUUGAGUCACCAUGGCGCGAAUGAACCGCCCAGCUCCUGUGGAAAUCACCUACAAGAACAUGAGAUUCCUCAUCACACACAACCCGACCAAUGCAACCUUAAACAAGUUCAUAGAGGAACUUAAGAAGUACGGAGUCACCACCGUGGUCAGAGUGUGCGAAGCUACCUACGACACUGCCCCGGUGGAGAAAGAAGGCAUCCAAGUGUUGGACUGGCCCUUCGACGAUGGGGCUCCCCCCUCCACCCAGAUCGUGGAGGAUUGGCUGAACCUGCUGAAGGUGAAGUUCCGGGAGGAGCCUGGCUGCUGCAUUGCCGUGCACUGCGUGGCUGGCCUGGGAAGAGCUCCAGUGCUGGUUGCUCUUGCACUGAUCGAAUGCGGGAUGAAGUAUGAAGAUGCAGUGCAGUUCAUCAGGCAGAAGCGGCGCGGAGCCUUCAACAGCAAGCAGCUGCUGUACCUGGAGAAGUACCGCCCCAAGAUGCGGCUGCGCUUCAAGGACUCCAACGGCCACCGCAACAACUGCUGCGUGCAGUGA
Molecule: messenger RNA, 534 nt
Organism: Indicator indicator
Lineage: Eukaryota; Metazoa; Chordata; Aves; Piciformes; Indicatoridae
Gene: PTP4A1
Product: protein tyrosine phosphatase 4A1
Exons: 5
Coding region: 13-534 (173 amino acids)
Biological process (GO): protein dephosphorylation
Cellular component (GO): nucleus
Molecular function (GO): protein tyrosine phosphatase activity
Source: RefSeq, a predicted model, not a curated record